AUGGGUGACGACGGACGACUAGAGGAUCUGAGAAGCAAGAUCAUACUGUCUUUAGGUGCAGAAACUGAUGACCAGGGUCGCCGUGCACCGGAAUCGACUGAACCGGCAAGGAAAAGAAUGAGGUCGGAGCUGCCGUCGCGAUCAGACCCGGGCUCUGCACAGAGUGGGCAUAACCCCUUUGUCAGAGAGGCGAAAACACCUGCGCAGGACCAGAUGAGUGGUUUCAGAUAUGAAAAGAACAGGUACGAUCAACCGCAAAGGGCGACAACUUUGCCGAGAGGUGCCAUGAGAAGGUACAACUUCAAUAGCGGUGGUGGCGAUGCUACUACGGGUGGGAACAGGAACUAUGCAGGCCACCAGCCUAGUAGAUUUGAUGGGAGAACGAACGUUUACGGUGGCACAGGCCAAUAUUCAAACGCACAGACGCCGUCCGUGUCCCGCUACAGGACGAGAGAUCCGCAAAAUGAUGGUCGUAAUCCUGCGAGGGGUCACCCACCAAAUUAUAUUCCACCGGCGUUCAGAGACGUUAAGAGAUACCGAAAUGUCACAACGUCUGCUGUAAACAACAAAAUCAUCGUUAGGGGACCCGUCACCCAAGAUAUAUCUUCUCAACUGAGGGGGCUUGUUUCCGAAUUGGUAGGACAAAUUGUCCCCAGAGAUGGUGACGAACCUGUAGAAAUAGUAAGUUGGGAGAGAUUCGAUACGCAUAUUGUGGUUGAGUUCAAUUACUACCGAGCGGUGGCCUUUGUAUUGAGCUGCCUGCCCUACUUAAAGGAAAAAAUGGCUGGAGAACGGCCAUUGGAGUGGAUGCACCCGAAUUCGUACAUCGAACUGGUCGACCACAUAGACGGCAUAUGCGGCGCAAAUGCCGUGGCAAUACACUUAAUAGAGGACAAGAAGGAUCUGGAAGAAGGCGAGAUUGCGGAUUUCAUCAAAUCGAACCAUUUGAGUUGCACCCCGAUCUACACCAACAAAAACAAAGAGGUUUUCACUGGUUGCGCUAUAGUCACCUCGGAGAACUACAUGGAUGAUAGAAUGCUCCAGUCGUUGCAUCUGACAUUUUCAAGACCAAACAGGAGCCCGCUAGGGUUGACGCAGGAGACGAAACGUCUGUUGUUCUCGAACAUAUCGGAGCUUGCCAGUGCUCCUCGACCACGGAACGUGGAACCUUCUCGGACAAUCCUGCUGCUGAACUGCGCGGACCCAAUGGAUCUUAAAGACGCGGACGUUGCCGCGGGUAUAAAGCAGGAAAUAAGCGAACUCAUCCCGGAUGCAGAAGAACUGGAGGUUGUGCUCCCGAAUUUGGACUACAGAAUGACCGUGAAACAUAUCAAAGAACAUGUCGGGAACGUCUACGUCAGGUGCCCAACCGUAGCUCGUGCCCAAGAGACGAUGGACAAACUGUCGGGCACAAAAAUAAGAGGCAGAUCCAUCCUCUGCGCGUCGAUCGACGACGUGGACUGGAACACGAGGGGACUCCUAGUGGAGGAUCCCCAGCUGUGA
This is a messenger RNA of Huiozyma naganishii CBS 8797, 1503 nucleotides long. RefSeq names its product Mud2p (gene MUD2). The record is from RefSeq and is a predicted model, not a curated record. The transcript has a single exon. Bases 1 to 1503 code for a protein of 500 amino acids. NCBI's taxonomy places the organism in Eukaryota, Fungi, Ascomycota, Saccharomycetes, Saccharomycetales, Saccharomycetaceae.